AUGAAUUUUGGCAACCUUGCCUUCACGGCACGCCAUGAGCGGACACCAGAGGAGAAGAACCUUGUCCGAAGGUUGGACAUCUUCUUGAUGACAUUCGGCUGUGUUUCGCAGGACCUCGACCAAACGAAUAUCAACAACGCCUACGUCUCUGGCAUGAAAGAGGACCUGAAUCUUCAUGGAAAUGAGUUGAACUACUUCACGACGUAUUUCAAUGUCGCGUACUGCAUCAUGCUCAUCCCCUCGCAAAUCAUUCUAACCUACGUACGCCCGAGCUAUUGGCUGUCUGGUCUCGAAGUCUGCUGGGGCAUCAUCACAGGCAUGUUCGCUCUCGUCAAGAACGCGCAACAGGUCUACGUGCUCCGCGUCCUUAUCGGUCUCUGCGAGAGCAGCGCCUGGCCGGGUAUGAUGACGCUGUUGAUGUACUGGUACACCCCUUCAGAGCUUGCUAAGCGGAUGGGCUUCUACCAUUCGUGCCAAGCUGUCGGGUCGAUGAUGUCUGGCGCGUUGCAGGUCGCGAUUCGGAGCUCCAUGCAUGGAUUACACGGACUGCCCGGUUGGCGCUGGUUGUUCGUCGUUAAUGCCAUAAUGACGAUUGUCGUCGGUGCUCUGGGUUUCGUGUUACUGCCCGACACCCCUAACAACCCCAACCCACGAGCGUUCUGGUUCAAGAAGGGACACGCCCAGCUUGCUAUGGAGCGACUGGAACGUCACGGCAAGGCAGAGCCGAAGAAGAUGACCUGGGCCGCUGCGAAGCGCGCAUUCAAGAGCUGGGUCAUCUAUUUCAUUCCCAUCUUGUACAUCGCCACAGUGCUCGAGUCGUACGGCAACAACUACUUCGGCCUGUUUUUGAAGAGCCUGAAGAACCCCGAUGGAAGCCCCAGAUGGUCGACUUCCGAGGUAAACGCCAUCCCUAUCGGGGGAAGUGCGAUUAAUGUAGUCUUCGUCUGGAUCUGGGCCAUUCUAUCCGAUCUCUUCAUGACGCGAUGGACUUUGAUCGUCGCCCAGGGCGUGAUCGGCGUCGCCGUAUGCAUCGCCAUGAGCGUCUGGUCCGCACACCCCGCCACAACACCUCUCGGUGUAGCAUACGCAUCCAACUUCAUCAUUUUCACGGUAAUGGGAACGGCUCCGUUGAUCUUUGCAUGGCUGGCCGACAUCCUGCCCCAUGACUCCGAGGCAAGGACACUGGUCGUCGGUGUGUCCAUUGCGGGCUACUACGCCAUCUCGGCUUGGUCGCAAGUUCUGGUCUGGCCGGCAAUCCAGGCCCCGUACUACAAAUACGCGUGGCAGUCAGCUAUUGCCAUCGGCAUUCUCGUCAUCGUCAUGACAUGCGUGCUUCGCUAUAUUGAUGUCAAGUACCUUGAGCCGAAGAGGGAGAUGUACAGAACUACGGUAAUUGAAGCGGCGACCAAAGAUGACGGCGAGCUGGCAGAAAGCGCCCAAGAUGUUGCCGAUCGAAAGGUGAAGUCCACUGCGAUAGUGCCGGAGGUCUGAGCUACUGGUGCUCGAGAACAGUGUGGACUGUGUAGACAAGAUGAGAGUCUUGUUUCGCAAACAUAGUUGAGCAUAUCUCGACAGCUCUUGUGCGGAACUUCAGGUGAGCAUUAGGUGAUGGGUGGAAAGUCCCCCUCGAAGCGGAGACACCGACUAGACGGCCGCCUCCCCAGGCGAGCUGCCCCUUCGUUAGGCCAAUGCGUAUAUACACACACCUAUAGAUAACAUUGCCCAAUCAUCUGCCAGAAUGAUGCUGUGCCAACCAAAUUUCCCUACUGUCAAUGAUACAUGCAAACCGUAGUGCAGGCUUUGGCUGAGGCCGUUGCCAAAAUACAGGCCACAAGAUUGGCCACGAUUAACUGCGCUGAUGCUUGAAAUGCGUGGUUCCGGGCCAUUUACC
Messenger RNA from Colletotrichum navitas, 1891 nucleotides. Its product is annotated as major facilitator superfamily transporter. The coding region runs from base 1 to 1491 and encodes 496 amino acids. The transcript is spliced from 10 exons. The record is from RefSeq and is a predicted model, not a curated record. Lineage: Eukaryota; Fungi; Ascomycota; Sordariomycetes; Glomerellales; Glomerellaceae. Gene Ontology annotation, molecular function: transmembrane transporter activity. Gene Ontology annotation, cellular component: membrane. Gene Ontology annotation, biological process: transmembrane transport.